AGUCGUGAUUGGUUGCUACGGAACGUCACUCAAAACGCCCCUUUUCACUGGCGGGCAGCGGCCAUCUUGCGAAAGGCUUUGGUGCGCGGGACAGUCGGGAGGCGUGAGAUUGUGGUGGCAUUGGUGGUGCCGCCGCCGCAGCUGCCGCUUUGGAAGAAUGCCUCCCAAGGGGCGGAAAAGGAAGGCAAAGAUCCCUCAAGCAGAAGCCACAGCAUCCAAUGGAGAUGAAGCCAGUGAUGUGAAGAAGUUGCCCAAGAUCCGGAAGACUGAAGGAUUGGAAGACCUUCAUGUGAUCAUUGAGCACUGUAAAAGCUGACAAGUCUUUGGACGCAGAGCUGAGGCUGUCAGCCAAGAGCUGUGCCUGGCCUUUCCUGACAUCCUUGUGGAGGUCAACCUUGAAAAACCCCGGAGGAACAGUUUUGAAGUGGUUCUCUUGAAAAAGGAUGGCACCAAGGUAGAGCUAUGGAGUGGUCUUAAAAAGGGGCCACCCCGCAAAUUGAAAUUCCCAGAACCCAGCAACAUUGUUGAAAUGGUGAAGCGCAACUUAAACUAAAGUCAACAAUGAUGCAAUAGGAGCAAAGUGCCUCUGACUGUCCGUUUGUCCUGUGAGCUGGAGCAUUUAUGAUGAGAUAUGAUGAAGUGGGGUAAAGAAACUCUGGUUGUAUCUCUGAAACUGCGGCCCCUCCUUUACAAGGAAGAAUGGACCAAAUAAUAUCCUUUCCUGCCCCACCAUCCUUUCAAAUGUUUGUUACUCCUGGGAACAUUUUGGGGAAGAACUUUAUUUUCAGUAAAGCUUAACCGCCUCCUCUAUUUCUUGUUUAGUUCUGUCCUGUGAAAUAAGAGAAUCAUGAGAUUCUCUGUCAUGGCAGUUUAGUGUUGUCCACUGUUUUGCGAAUUAAAAGUUGCUCAUCUAUA
This is a messenger RNA of Ahaetulla prasina, 915 nucleotides long. It is a transcript of the gene SELENOH, whose product is annotated as selenoprotein H. Gene Ontology annotation, cellular component: Golgi apparatus. The transcript has 5 exons. Lineage: Eukaryota; Metazoa; Chordata; Lepidosauria; Squamata; Colubridae. The record is from RefSeq and is a predicted model, not a curated record.